Colius striatus (speckled mousebird) is the source of this 1233-nucleotide messenger RNA. RefSeq names its product arylacetamide deacetylase-like 4. The record is from RefSeq and is a predicted model, not a curated record. The transcript has 4 exons. NCBI's taxonomy places the organism in Eukaryota, Metazoa, Chordata, Aves, Coliiformes, Coliidae. The coding region runs from base 1 to 1233 and encodes 410 amino acids. Gene Ontology annotation, cellular component: membrane. Gene Ontology annotation, molecular function: carboxylic ester hydrolase activity.
AUGGCAGUUGUAUACACACUGCUCGUGUUAUACUUGGCAGUUUUUGUGGCUGGAUUUAUAUUGUUGGUCAUGGGGGCAAUUCAUUUUAAUUUCUCCAACAUAGAAAUUCCUCCUGGAGUGAAUCAGCCUGUAAAGCUCCGGAUCAUUCAUAUCAUUUUAAUAACCAGAUCUGUGGUGGGGAAGAUUUUGGAGAAUAUUGGUAUCUGCAGUCAGCUUAGUUUUGCCCGGUAUGUGCAAGACAGAAGCACUCUAGGAGUGGACCCCAAGCUCUUCAUUGAGGACCUUUGUUUUGAUAAAGUGCCUGUAAGGAUUUAUCAGCCUAAGGUUCCAUUUGCCAGCCAAAGGAGAGGAGUUAUGUUUUUCCAUGGAGGUGGAUGGGUAUUUGGAAGCCUAGAGACCCAUGAGAAGCUGUGCCGCUCUAUUGCCAAAGGAAGUGAAUCAGUGGUUGUAUCUGUUGGGUACCGUUUAGCCCCUGAACACAAAUACCCUGCCGCCUACGAAGACUGUCUUAAUGCCACCAUACACUUCAUGAAGAAUUUAGAGCACUAUGGCGUGGAUCCUGCCCAUGUCAUUGUCUGUGGGGACAGUGCUGGGGGCAAUCUCGCAGCUGCUGUUAGCCAGACUCUUACAACUAGAUCAGACCUCCCCAAACUCCGUGCUCAGAUCUUGAUCUACCCAGGCCUUCAGGCCUUGGACUUCAAUUUACCAUCCUAUCAGCAGAAUCGGGCAGUCCCUCUCUUAUUCAGAGAACACGCUGCUUUCUAUGCUCUGCAGUACCUAAAUGGGCACGCACUGCACAUGGAAGAGGUCUUGGAGGGUUCCCAUAUUCCCAUAGACAUGAAAUUAAAUUAUAGCAAGUGGCUGAGUCCAGACAACAUCCCUGAGAAGUUUAAGGUCAGAGGCUACAAACCACAGGUGCUACUUGAUUGUACAACUGAAGUUUAUGAGGAGGUGCAAAGGUUCUGUGAGCCCAAUAUGUGUCCACUGUUAGCUGAAGAUGCUGUUGUUCACCAGCUGCCCGAGUCUUUCAUCUUGACUUGUGAGUACGACGUGCUAAGAGACGACGGCUUGCUUUACAAGAAGAGGCUGGAGGACAACGGAGUUCGAGUGACCUGGUACCACCUCGAGGAUGGAUUCCAUGGAAUUCUAAACCUAAAUGGUUUUUGUGGUUUCUCAUUUCCAUCUGGGAAAAGGGGAUUGGACAGUGUUGUCAACUUCCUAAAGGGCCUGUAA